Leptidea sinapis is the source of this 2335-nucleotide messenger RNA. Its product is annotated as probable mitochondrial glutathione transporter SLC25A40. Gene Ontology annotation, biological process: mitochondrial transmembrane transport. The record is from RefSeq and is a predicted model, not a curated record. The coding region runs from base 127 to 1197 and encodes 356 amino acids. The transcript is spliced from 10 exons. Lineage: Eukaryota; Metazoa; Arthropoda; Insecta; Lepidoptera; Pieridae.
UAUGUGUCAGCUGAUUUACCUUGAGAAAAAUAAUGAUGUUUGCAUAGAAUAAUAAUUAACAAUUUAAAACAAUAGUCUAGUAAUAGUUGUCAAGAAGUGAUAUUCUUCAACAUAAUAUAAUUUAGAAUGAUGAUUCGGGAAGACGAUCCGCAAUUCCGAAUUACUCCUGUUCAACAAAUGGCAUCGGCAUGUUCCGGCGCUCUUAUAACCUCGCUUUUCAUGACUCCGUUAGAUGUUGUUAAAAUAAGACUCCAAGCACAACAAAAGGCAUUGCUAUCCAAUAAAUGUUAUUUAUAUUGCAAUGGGUUAAUGGAACAUUUGUGCCCAUGUGGCGAAACAGCAUGGAUACCCAGAAGAGUUCAUUUUCAUGGAACAUUUGAUGCUUUCUACAAAAUAACCAAAUUGGAAGGUGUCACUGCAUUGUGGUCAGGACUUAGCCCAACUCUGGUGUUAGCUCUACCAUGUACAGUGAUUUAUUUUGUUUCAUAUGAACAACUGAGGUACAAGAUGAAAACAACAUACAAUAAUGUAACUGGAACAACUAGUCAACCAAUGUGGAUUCCAUUAAUAGCAGGUGCAACUGCAAGAAUGACAGCUGUUACACUAGUCAGUCCUGUAGAACUGAUAAGAACUAAAAUGCAGUCUAAAAAAUUGACAUAUUCAGAAAUAAAAACAGCCUUAGCUCAAGUACUGAAAUAUGAAGGAUAUAGGGGACUUUUCAGAGGAUUGGGAUCCACUCUUUUGAGAGAUGUGCCUUUUUCAGGUAUAUAUUGGACGACAUUUGAAACUACUAAAAAGGUAUUUGACAAACCAGAUUCAGAAAAGAAUUCCUUUUUAUUUAACUUUUUCUGUGGGUCUGUUGCUGGCAGUAUUGCUGCCUUCAUAACAUUACCUUUUGAUGUUGUAAAAACUCAUCAACAAAUAGAGCUAGGAGAGAAAGAAAUAUAUACAGAUGGUAGAAUCAAACAAAGAGCCUCGAAUAUGCAAGAUAUAGCAAAAUCUAUAUACAGAAACCAUGGUAUUAAAGGUUUGUUUACUGGAUUCUUGCCUCGAAUAUUUAAAGUAGCUCCAGCCUGUGCUAUCAUGAUAGCAACUUUCGAAUAUGGAAAACAGUUCUUCCGAAAAUACAACUCCCAAAAGUAUAAGGAAAAAAUGCAAAGCGAAGGUGUAGACAUAGAAAUUAUAAAAUGCGAUUGAAGUUUGAAGAAAGAGUCUUCAGUCGCUUUUUCUUAUUAUUUUAGAUACCACCAAGAUAUUAUUAUAGUUGGAUCAGCGUCAAGUGGUAAAGGUUAUUCUUAGGUAAUAGAAAUGAAUAGCUCAAGUUGAAAUUAAAAAGUGAACACCAACUGUUGUAUUCACCCAUUAUGGAUAAUACCUAAUUUAACAAAAAUCUAGCAUGAAAUUAUUAAUUUUAAACCAAAAUGUUUUUUUAGAAAAAGUGACAAAAUGAGCCAUGAUGACUUGAUUCACCUGAUGCUAAGUACACCCUUCCCAUUACAAUGAUGCAGAUCAGGAUUCUUGAUUGAACCCAAAGUUUGGAUCAGCAUCAUAAUUGUGGUCAUCACUUUAGCCCAGAAUUUUCCUUAGUAAUGCUUGCUCAUUGCUGCUUCAUAGCAGAAAAGGUGUCAAUGGUGUUCUUUUAUCUUGCCUUAAUAUGCUACUAUAAAUCACCUGUGUGGUGACAACAGAUAUUUAAAGUUAUAUACAUGUAUAUAUACAAUAUAAUAUAUGGUGGGCUUAGCAUACAGAUACCCUUUUUAUCUUUUGCAAUGUAUGCCCAUCUGUGCUAUGAAUGACACCUUUCAUGAAGUUGAUAAAGUCAUCUUGUAAAGGAAGCAGUUGGAAUGCAUAUCUUCCCUGGGGUUUCUAGACACAUGUGUUUGCAUGUGCAUGUGGGUAAAUGCAUUAACAAAAUUAGUUAAAUUAAUUCUUUCUAUAUUCUUCUCAAUUUCUGAUGACAUACUUCUGUGUGUUAUUUUUCACUAGUUAUAAUGUAGGUGGCAGGAUAAAACUUUAUUACAAAGAAACUUUCCAAUGUUAGAACAAUAAAACACAAUGAAAUUGUUUUAAUAUAUAAGUAUUAUUCAAGUAUAAAAAAGAUAUUGUCUUACAUGUGUAUUGAAGUUCAUAAUAUAGUUUUAUUCCAUUAUUAUAUGAAGGUUUGACAUAAAACUUGUUUUAUUUGAACAAUGAAGUCUUAUAACAUAUUAUUCUUCACUCUUACUUUAGUUAGACAUACAAUAAUAUGUUCUAAAUUGUGAUUUUUCUAGCUUUAGUAGUUAUGUAAAUAUUAUAAUUGUAAAUAAAAUGCAUUAAAUGUGUUAAUUUCAGUUCA